CAAGAACCUGGAAUUGUCAAGCUUUCUACCUCCUACAAUAAUUUGUGUUUGCAGUUGGUAGCUCUCAUCCACCAGGGGAAAGCCCCUCAAGGGGCCAUAGCACCUAUACUGAUCCAAAGGGAUGGUUUGUUCAAACUAGAUGUGGAUGAUGAUAUCUGGCAGGAUAUUGGUCUUGAGGAUGAUUCUGUGGGAUUGCCACCAGCUUGGUUAGCUGAUGAAAGGGUGUGCUUGGGGAUCAGGUCACUCCUUGAGCUGAAGAGGUGUGAGGAGGAGGAAAGGAGG
Messenger RNA from Pisolithus orientalis, 282 nucleotides. RefSeq lists its product as uncharacterized. The annotation marks the transcript as partial. Lineage: Eukaryota; Fungi; Basidiomycota; Agaricomycetes; Boletales; Pisolithaceae. The record is from RefSeq and is a predicted model, not a curated record. The transcript has a single exon.